Molecule: messenger RNA, 588 nt
Organism: Penicillium cataractarum
Lineage: Eukaryota; Fungi; Ascomycota; Eurotiomycetes; Eurotiales; Aspergillaceae
Gene: tma22
Product: putative RNA binding protein Tma22
Exons: 4
Coding region: 1-588 (195 amino acids)
Biological process (GO): translation reinitiation; formation of translation preinitiation complex
Molecular function (GO): mRNA binding; translation initiation factor activity
Source: RefSeq, a predicted model, not a curated record
AUGGCUGAGGUGGCAGAUUCAGGCCCGGUCGAGCCACAGGCCCGGCAUAUCGUGUAUUGCGGAGUGUGUACUCUGCCUCCCGAGUAUUGCGAAUUUGGCGGAACAGCCAAGAAGUGCGAGGAAUGGUUGAAGGAGAAGCACGAUGACCUCUGGACUCGGUUAUACUCUGAUGAUUCGUUGAACGCCAACCUCUCCGCCCUCUCCGUCUCCGCCCAAGAACGUGCCGCAAAGGAUGCCGCAAAGAAGGAAGCCAAGGCAGCUCAGAGCGAGGCCCGCGAUGCCGAGCGCAAGGCCGCCUCCAAGAUUCAGAUCAAGCGCGUCGAGCGAAACAAGCGCAAGCACGUAACGGUCAUUAUCGGUCUUGAGAUUUUCGGACUCGAGAACAAGAAGCUUGCUAAGGAAUUGGGCAAGAAGUUUGCGACUGGAUCGUCGGUCACUCGAUCGCCCGCGGGCACGGAGGAGAUUACCGUGCAGGGUGAUGUGAGUGAGGAUGUGAAGGAGUGGCUGUUGGAGGUCUACGGUAGCAAGGUGCCGGAGUCCAACAUCGAGCUGAUUGAGGACAAGAAGAAGAAGAAGGCUGAGGCAUGA